AUGCCGGCGGAUACGCGAGCAUACUUCGAAGAGGUCACGCUCCAGUCGUUCAUGAAGACGCAGGCAACCGUCUUAGAUGUUCUUCUAGCCAAAGAGACGCAGAAAACUGCGGAGUUACAAGAAAAUAUGCAAAGAAGAGUGUGGAUAGUGAAUUAUACUCUAGCCGGUGAUGCAGCUAUGAUUAGCGGGCACGCACCAUCGCUAAUUGCUCUGACGAGGCAUGACCGGGACAUGCUCGAAAAUCCGCCGGGACCCUCUUUACACGCACCCAGUUCCUACAAGAUAUUGCUCAUUAUUGUGUGCAUAGCGUUCAUAUACAACUCCCCGCAUAUGUUUGAGAUAUACGUUGUGGACUGCUGGAGUAUGCCGUAUGGUGCAGUUUCCAAGGAUGUGUGCCCCACUGCUUUGAGAUCUAACCCGGAUUAUCUAACGAUUUAUUAUGCUUAUUUGUAUACUAUUGUUAUGGCAGCCGGACCGGUCUCUCUGUUAGUGGUCAUUAAUUCCGCAAUUGUGGUUUCUAUGAAACGAAAUAAAAGAGAAGAACAAAACGACUCUGACAUUUUGACGCUUGUACUUGUUGUCUGUCUUUUCAUCUCAUGCAAUGUGUUGCCGUUGACCGUGAACUUUCUGGAGUUGCUGUUCGAGAUAGUGAAUGCGUACCUAAUUGAUCUCUCGAAUUUGAUGGUCGUCGUGAAUUCAUCGUGCAACUUCCUGAUAUACUAUGCAUUUGGUUCGAACUUUCGCCGCACACUGCGUCACUACUUCAUAAAUUUGGUUGGAGGGCGACGCACUGGAAGGUUUUCUCAGUUUACCGUCGACUUCGUAUCAACUCCUCCAGAAGUGCUCAUCUAA
This is a messenger RNA of Necator americanus (New World hookworm), 852 nucleotides long. RefSeq lists its product as uncharacterized. NCBI's taxonomy places the organism in Eukaryota, Metazoa, Nematoda, Chromadorea, Rhabditida, Ancylostomatidae. The transcript has 6 exons. Gene Ontology annotation, cellular component: membrane. The record is from RefSeq and is a predicted model, not a curated record. Bases 1 to 852 code for a protein of 283 amino acids.